AUGGCAACGGGGAAUCACUAUUCUGUGACUGAGUUUAUUCUCACUGGACUGACAGAGCAACCUGAACUCCAGAUGCCCCUGUUUUUCCUGUUCUUGGUGAACUGUUUAAUCACUGUGGUGGGAAACUUGAGUUUAAUGAGUCUUAUUUGCUGCAAUUCAAACCUUCAGACACCUAUGCACUUUUUUCUCUUCAAUCUGUCUUUUAUUGAUUUGUGCUAUUCAUUUGCCUUUACUCCCAAAACACUAAUGAGUUUUGUCUUAGAGAAGAACAUAAUUUAUUUUACAGGAUGCAUGACACAGCUGUUUUUCAUGUGCCUUUUUGCCAAUUCAGAGUGCUAUUUGGUGACAGCCAUGGACUAUGAUCACUAUGUUGCCAUCUGUCAACCCCUGCUGUACAUGAUCAUCACGUCUCCUAUGACAUGUUCCCUGAUGAUGUUUGGUUCAUACUUGAUGGGAGGUAUUGGUGCAAUUGUCCAUACAGGGUGUAUGAUCAGGCUCAACUUUUGUGGUUCAAACAUCAUCAACCAUUACAUGUAUGAUAUCUUCCCCCUUCUCCAGCUCUCCUGCAGCAGCAUCUAUGCCAAUGAGCUUGUGAGUUCUGUUUUUGUAAGCACAGUAGUUCUUGCAUCUAGCUUUCUCAUCUUAACCUCCUAUGCUUUGAUUCUUUUUAAUAUCACUCAGUUAUCAGGUAAGGGUUUGUCCAAAGCCAUGAGCACCUGUAGUUCUCACAUAAUGACUGUUGUCCUAUUUUAUGGAUUUGCUAUGCUUACACAUGUCAAAACAUCAUCUGAUGAAUCUGUGAAUCAGGGGAAUUUUUUUUGUCUAUUUUGUACAUUUUUGGUGCCUUUGCUGAAUCCCUUUAUUUACAGUCUCAAGAAUAAGGAAGUCAAGCUUGCUCUAAAGAGAACACUGAGGAGACUCACAGUGAGUGAAUCACUGGGACUGCCAUAG
Mus musculus (house mouse) is the source of this 951-nucleotide messenger RNA. RefSeq names its product olfactory receptor family 8 subfamily C member 13 (gene Or8c13). The transcript has a single exon. Lineage: Eukaryota; Metazoa; Chordata; Mammalia; Rodentia; Muridae. Gene Ontology annotation, molecular function: olfactory receptor activity; G protein-coupled receptor activity. Gene Ontology annotation, biological process: detection of chemical stimulus involved in sensory perception of smell; signal transduction; G protein-coupled receptor signaling pathway. Bases 1 to 951 code for a protein of 316 amino acids. The record is from RefSeq and is marked validated. Gene Ontology annotation, cellular component: membrane; plasma membrane.